AUGAAUCGCGACGCGGGAGAAACUCAGCUGCCGGGAGUUGCCGCAGAAGUCCGCCCGGAGGGAUGUGUCUGCCACGACACGUCCCUAGACAGCGUUCUGAAAAUCGUUGGAAAAGAUCUAGGCCUCGAUGCAAAUGACAUCGAGGAAGUCAGGGCUCGCCUCCUGGUGAAUCAAAUCACCACCGCGCAGGCUUUGGAGGCAGCCGUUCGCGAGCAGCGACUCUGCGGGCUCUUCCACCCUUGCGUCACCGACGCAAUUGCCGCACGCGUUUCUGGCCGCGUUCUGCCCAUGUUCGAUCUUGACGAAUUCUCGGAGACGCGUCUCAAAGUAAAAAACCCUGCGAAAUUCGCGAAUGGCGCCGUCUUUGUCCAUCGCAUCGCUCCGGUUCCAGGAACGAGGAAAGGCAGGAUCGCGGUGACAUGGGCUUUCGACCUCGACGUGGAGACGACGACGGUGGCCGAGCUGCUCCAGCACUUGGAAGUCCUCGUAGGGGACGUGCCCGUAGACCGCAUGCGUCUGGUCUUUAACGGCUUCACGAUGUCCACGACGAGCUCCCUGCGCUCCUACGACGUCACCCCUGGAGACACACUCUUCCUGUACACCCUGAGGGAUCCGCAGGCUCAAGUGACUUUCAUGUGUGCGCCGCCGGCCGUCCCAACUCACCUCGUGCCCGCGCCUCUCCCCGUCGGCAUCUUGCCAACCACCGUGCCGGCCCCGCGGUCCUCCCUUCCCGCGCCCGUGACUGUCCUGCCGUCUCCUGUCGCUUGUGCGCCUGUCCCUGGGCUUUCCGUCUCGCCUGUUCCCGCUACGAACCCCGGAGAGCCCUACGACUCGUCGUUCCCUCGUCAGACGGUGCCCUCAGUGUCCGCCGCGCCAGUCGGCGCGUUUCUGGCGAAGCCUCCCAGUGGUGGAGCACACCUUCUCGCUCCUCAAAUCAUCGCUCCUCAGCUCGCACCUGCCGUGCUGCCUUCAGUGGGUGGAGCCGUCCUGACCCCUGCAGUCUGCCAGCCCGUGUAUGGAUGUGUGGCGCCUGGAGCCCAACUGGCGGUCGGAGCCGGCGGGUACGGCGGAGACACAUGCCUGGUGACUCAGCCGGUGGAUAGGCGCGUUGAGACAUGCAAGUGCGGAUCGUACACAGCUUUCCGCUACGCGCCGCCCGUUCCUCCUGUAACGACUUGUGGCACCUGUCCGAUGGAGCUCCAGUCGGCUGGCGGCCGAGAGUGA
This is a messenger RNA of Neospora caninum, 1224 nucleotides long. RefSeq lists its product as hypothetical. The coding region runs from base 1 to 1224 and encodes 407 amino acids. Gene Ontology annotation, molecular function: protein binding. Lineage: Eukaryota; Apicomplexa; Conoidasida; Eucoccidiorida; Sarcocystidae. The transcript has 4 exons. The record is from RefSeq and is a predicted model, not a curated record.